Molecule: messenger RNA, 2175 nt
Organism: Lactuca virosa
Lineage: Eukaryota; Viridiplantae; Streptophyta; Magnoliopsida; Asterales; Asteraceae
Source: the annotation of a GenBank genome assembly
UGUGAUUGUGUCGCUUUGUGAUUUGCAUCCUCCUGUUCCCAUUAAAAGUGAAAAGCCUCUGUUGUAUGUAGCUUACAUGAUACAUAAUUAUAUAUACAUACACCAAUCAUUAGCCAUCCCCAAACCAAAAUCGGGAUGGUUUUAGAGAUCGUACAUCCUAAUUCUUGUAUCAGAGGGUGCUGCCGCAGCGAUUCGAUCCCUCUGCACCUCUCAUCGUCUUCCUACUCGCUCUCACUUCCAAUUGCUCGAGGUGCUGAAAGUGUUGUUUAUGAUGCAACUUUGGAUGGGAAAAGAGUUGCUGUUAAAAAGCCCGUUUUAUCCACCUCCGACGACAUUAAUAAGUUUCAUAAAGAAUUGCGAUUGCUAUGCAAGUUAAAUCAUCAAGGGAUUGCGACAUUGGUAGCAGCACAUGCAAGACCACCAAACUACAUGUUCUUCUUCAAGUUGUAUGAGUUUGGAAAUCUUUCUCAGAAGUUACAUGUUGAGGAAUGGAAUCCAAGUAUCAACCAAGCACUUAUGAUCACCAGACAGCUAGCAAAUGCUUUACAGUAUCUUCAUAACAUUGGAAUUAUACAUAGAGAUGUGAAGCCAGCGAAUGUUCUUCUUGACAAAAGCCUGCAGCCACAUCUUGCAGACUUUGGUUUGUCUGAAUACAAACAAGAUCUUAAACAAGUCACACUGGAAAACUGGAGAUCAUCAGGAAAGCCAACAGGUGGAUUUCAUAAGAAGAAUAUGGUAGGUACUCUCAUUUACAUGGCACCUGAAGUAUUGAGAAAGGAGAUUCAGACCGAAAAAUCCGACGUAUACAGUUUUGGAAUUUCAAUCAAUGAACUUCUCACAGGUGUUGUCCCAUAUACUGAUCUUCGCACUGAAGCACAGGCUCACACUGUGCUGGAAAUGAACUACACUGAACAGCAACUGACAGCAGCUGUUGUGUCUGAAGGGUUAAGACCUGCACUUGCAGGGACUGAAUCAGGUGCACCACCAAGAUUACUAUCUCUGAUACAGAGCUGCUGGGAUGCUGACAUCCACAAUAGGCCUUCAUUUGAUGAUAUCAUCACCGAACUUGAUCUCAUCAUGGAAAAUAAUAAGAUCUUAAAAGUAGAGGAGAAUAUUCUCCCUCAAUCAUCCUCAAUUGAUGACAUCACUCAGAUAAUCCAACCUUAUAAAGAGAACAUCAACUGGUUUGUUCAGGGUGAAAAUAUUUUGAAGACUGUAAAUGGAAGUGGUCUUGGUGUGGAAAAUUGGAAUAUUUAUUCGGAUAGUUCUUCAGUGUAUCUUCCUGUUCUAUCAUGGGGUUCCUUUGCUACUUGUGGAAGAAGGGAGUCCAUGGAGGAUACUCACUUUCUUAUGCCUCAUGUGGAGAAUCAAAAAGAUGUCCAUAUGUUUGGAAUCUUUGAUGGCCACAGAGGUGGUGCAGCUGCAGAAUUUUGUGUUGGAGCACUACCAAGACUGUUAUUGCAAACUCUAGAUCAUGCCACCAGUCCGCAUGAUGCACUUAAAGAAGCAUUCAUCAACACUGAUGUGGCAUUCAGAAAGGAAUUGAAUUCCAAUUCCGAGUGUAAAUCCAAGAAAGAGUAUCACCCAGGCUGUACAGCAAUUGGUGCUGUUAUAGUUGAAAAUAGGCUUUUUGUUGCUAAUGCUGGUGAUUGCAGAGCAAUCUUAUGUCGUGCAGGUUCUGCCAUUCCUUUAAGUAAGGACCAUGUUGCAAGUAGUCCUGAAGAGAGAGAACGAGUUAUGAGUUUAGGUGGUGAGGUCAAAUGGCAGCUUGACACGUGGAGGGUUGGCCAAGCUGCCCUACAGGUUACACGGUCAAUUGGUGAUGAUGAUCUGAAGCCUGGGGUAACUGCAGAACCGGAGGUUACUGAGACCAUACUUUCAGAUGAGGAUGAAUACCUGGUGAUGGGUAGUGAUGGGCUGUGGGAUGUUGUAAGUAAUGAUGAAGUGGUUGAGAUAAUGAAGAAGACAGUGAAAGAGCCUGGAAUGUGCUCCAAGAGAUUGGCAAUGGAGGCUGCAGAGCGUGGUAGCAACGAUAAUAUAACAGUCAUUGUUGUCUUUCUUCAUCCCGCAAAUUAUCCCUUUGCAACUCUUAUAUCCAGUUUGUCGCUUCAAGGAACAAGUUUCAUCUGCAAUACAACAAGUAUGGCUAUUUUUCUUUCAUUCUUGAGUCUGUGA